AGCCUCAUCGCUCUCCAAACCAUAUGGCCACGCGGACGCUCGUAGCUUCAGUCGCGCCUCGGACAGCGGAGCGAUAAGUCGUAGCUAUACUGGACUACUUUCACGGGGAUAAGUGACAGACGGCAAGCGACUUGGUGUCAAGGGAUAUUCUACGGAAGGGCUUGUACAUGAAGGAGGUGACCCCUUUCUCCAACUCGCCUGAGAAACACCAGAAACCAAGUCAAUUAGGACAAAAGAUCGUUCCCUUUGAUCAACCGGACUUUGUUAUUUGAGGAAAUAUUGGAUCUCAGGGACCGUCAGGCGCCAUGACAGCCCCGGCCUGGAAAGAACGAACAGCAGUGGACUGACAAGACCAAAUGGGGAGCACUAAUCUGUAUUGAAAACACGGCCUCGCAAUGCUGAAUCAUUCAAGCAUGCUGGUCACGGAAAUGGUGACCAGCGCAGGCGAUUACAACGCCACCGCCGACUGGACAACGUGGCCCACCGUUGACCACAACACCACCGACGCAGAUGCCAACACGACGGAUGAACCACAACGCUAUUUUCCUGCUGGGUACCCUAGCGGAUACACCUGGGCCCACAUCAUCUUCGCAGCCAUCUUGGUGACUAUUGUGAUGCUGAUGAUCGUGAUUGGUAACUUCCUCGUGAUCUGGGCCAUCAUAACGGACAGGAAUCUGAAGGCCACACAGAACCUCUUCAUAGCUUCUUUAGCUCUGGCCGACUUCCUCAUUGGCCUCAUAAUUAUCCCGUUCUCACUUUCGAACGAGCUCAUGGGGUAUUGGUUCUUUGGAACAAUCUGGUGUGAGUUAUGGAAAGCCAUUGAUGUCCUGCUAUGCACUGCAUCCAUCUCAAGCCUAUGUUUAAUAAGUUUAGAUAGGUACUGGUCGAUAACUCGUGCCAUUCACUACUCCCGUCAACGGACCCCCAAGAGAGCGACGAUCAUGAUCGCAAUUGUAUGGGUGGUGUCUGCUGCUGUUUGUAUUCCUCCGUUGAUUGGCUGGAAGGCUCCUCGUCAGAAGGAUACAACUUACCCCAUGUGCAACCUCAGUGAAGAUAUCGGGUAUGUCUUGUAUUCCUCCAUAGGGUCCUUCUAUAUCCCGGCUAUAAUUAUGGUGUUUGUGUAUUAUAAAAUCUACCAAGCUGCGAAAAUGCGAGCUCGUAAAACUGUCACCAAAGCGCCAAAAGCAGCCCUUGGUGGAAAGGGGGAGCAGAAAAACUCAACGGAAUCGAGCGUCACGGAACAAGGUCACGGUAACGAGACCAAAGGUCACGAUGAGAACGAGGAAGACUUUGAAGAGCCGGGGCAAGAAAAACAAGGCCACGAAGCAUACACAACGGAUGACGAUACGGCAAUGCAUGUGCAGACAUCCGAUACUAACACAAUCUCCCAGCCUUUGCCGAGUGAUGAAAUGGCGAAGUUGAUAUCCACAGACUCGGACUCGACAUGUGAUAUUUCAUUACGGACCCUUAACAGGGGAGAUAAUUCCAGCAGGCUUGGGACAAGUACUCUCCUGACAAGUGAUACAGAGUCAUCUUCGGAACAACACCGAAGCCUGCUAAGCUCCAAUGGAAAAGAAAGGGAUGCGAACACCGACUCAGGCCCGGAGCCAGGGAACGGACAAGUUCACCAGUUCACAAUAAUUGAGCCCAAACAAAACGGAACCCCUUCUGUCAUAACCCCGAACAGACAAAAAAGGGAUCGGAACCGUUUUCUUGGUAAUAUUACUCGCCAUCUUUUCAAUGCUAACCGGGAGAAAAAGACUCCCAAAAAGUCAGAUGAAAUAAAGGAAAAACCGACAGAUUAUUUCUCAGCAGAGAAGCACAAGCGAAAACUUGCCAAAGCCCGCGAACGGAGGGCAACAGUCGUGCUUGGACUUGUGAUGGCGGCCUUCAUCUUGUGCUGGCUGCCAUUCUUUAUUCUCUAUGUAGCGUCUGCCUUCUGUGUGGAUUGUAUUCCAAGAGUGGUGUUCACUGUGUUUUUCUGGAUUGGAUACUGUAACUCCGCCUUAAAUCCCAUUAUCUAUACCGUAUUCAAUAGAGACUUUAGGAAAGCUUUCGGAAAAAUCAUUUUUGGGAGGCGAUGGGCACGAAGAGGAUAGAUUGAAUCCAGUGAACCAUGUUAAUUCUGCCGUAUAUUUUGUUCAAAAAACGUCAGUCGGUGUAUAUAAUGUUUCCAUCAUCAUAUAUUAUAUCGUGCCGUUGUUUUAGUUUUAGAAAGCAAAAUAUACAGCAGCGACAAACGUUGUUCCACGAGCUCUCCUUGAACACAAUUCGGACACAACUGAGGACCCUUCCCAUUUAAUCUCUCCAGCUCUGUAGCCUGUCCUUUGCCUCCAGAAGAGGGUGCUUGAAAUAAAUACUCUUAACCAUUAUACAAAACGAUUGUUAAAAGGUAAUAUUUUAGAUAACGUAAUUAUAUUUAUUUAUGAAGCACUAAUUGUACAUUUUUUAUGAAACCAAAAUUAAAUUGGAUUGAAAUUCACCAAAAUAUUUGGGAAAGGUAUAAUUGUUAGAUUCCGUUCGGCAUUUAGUGCUUAUUUUGGUCAAAAACAUUUUGAUAUUCCAAGUACCCUCUUGCAGAUGAUGGAAUCCCACAAGACACCCCGUAAAGACCCCUGCGAGGGUUCCUUGUGGAUAGAGUGUGUAGCGAUUGCGUGAAUACAGAGAUUUUAAAUGGAAAGAGAAUAUGUUGUCUGUGCAACAACGGAGAUAUGCUUGUGCAACUUGCACCGUGUUGGCUAUGUAACCUUUUCCGGGAUAUGUAUUAUAUAUAACCUAUUUGUGUCAUUAUUUUUAAAUUCGGAAAAACGUUUCCAGUUAUCUGUUAUAUUUAAACUGUUAUUUGGACUUAUUGUUAACCUUGAUAUUAUGACGCUAACAAUGUUAACAUUUACAAAUUAAUAUAUAUUUUAAAUGACUUUGUCUUGGUAGCUGUAAUAUUUGAGGUUACAUAAACGUUGGUGAUAUAUUUGAUAUCCUGGUCAAAAUUUAACAUCAUGUGCCCAAAGAACAAUUCACUUGAAUGAUGUGAAGAUCACUGUGCUUCUAAUGGUUCCUCCUCAUUGACUGAAUCCACAUAACUGCACUGUUGUAUAGUAUUUAGCAUCAUUCACAACGAAUCACAAAUGAUUGUUUUGUACAUAGUAAACGCCUUUCACCCCUU
Haliotis rubra (blacklip abalone) is the source of this 3163-nucleotide messenger RNA. RefSeq names its product alpha-2 adrenergic receptor-like. The record is from RefSeq and is a predicted model, not a curated record. The transcript is spliced from 3 exons. Lineage: Eukaryota; Metazoa; Mollusca; Gastropoda; Lepetellida; Haliotidae. Gene Ontology annotation, cellular component: membrane. Bases 396 to 2099 code for a protein of 567 amino acids. Gene Ontology annotation, molecular function: G protein-coupled amine receptor activity. Gene Ontology annotation, biological process: adenylate cyclase-activating adrenergic receptor signaling pathway.